AUGAUGAUCAGGGCUGUGACAUCUGCUGGUUCAUCUGAGCUAAUUGCAGUCUCUUCAUUAUGCACAUAUGACAUCUAUCGUACGUAUAUAAAUCCAGAUGCAACUGGAAAGCAAAUACUGAAAGUGUCAAGGGCUGUUGUGCUCGCCUUUGGAUGUUUCAUGGGAAUUUUGGCAGUAAUACUGAACAAGGCUGGAGUUUCUCUUGGUUGGAUGUAUCUUGCCAUGGGUGUAUUCAUUGGCUCAGCAGUUCUUCCCAUAGCUUUUAUGCUUCUAUGGCGAAACGCAAACGCAAUAGGCGCCAUUCUUGGGACAAUUAUCGGUUGCAUUCUUGGGAUUAUCACUUGGUUGUCAGUUGCAAGUGUUGAGUAUGGCAGGGUAAAUCUUGACACAACUGGCCGAAAUGCACCGAUGCUUGCUGGAAACCUUGUUUCGAUACUUACUGGUGGUGCCAUUCAUGUUAUUUGUAGUUUGUUGUGGCCUCAAGACUAUGACUGGGUUACCACUAAGCAGAUAACUGUGGUUGAGAAGGAAAACAGUGAAUUGCCAGCUGAAGAGUUCAGGGAGGAAAAGCUGGAGAGAGCAAAAGCUUGGAUAAUGAAAUGGGGUGUUGGUUUUACUGUUGUGAUUGUUAUAUUGUGGCCUCUGCUUACACUUCCUGCAGGACAAUUCAGUAAAGGGUACUUCACAUUCUGGGCCAUCAUAGCUAUAGCAUGGGGCACCAUUGGAUCAGCCGUGAUUAUCGCGUUACCAUUGAUAGAAAGCUGGAAGACAAUCCAAACUGUUCUUCUUGGCAUGUUUACCAAUGACAGGCUCAUGGAAAAGGUUAAGAAUUGA
Messenger RNA from Ilex paraguariensis (yerba mate), 834 nucleotides. NCBI's taxonomy places the organism in Eukaryota, Viridiplantae, Streptophyta, Magnoliopsida, Aquifoliales, Aquifoliaceae. The record is from the annotation of a GenBank genome assembly.